Molecule: messenger RNA, 1372 nt
Organism: Zea mays
Lineage: Eukaryota; Viridiplantae; Streptophyta; Magnoliopsida; Poales; Poaceae
Product: putative phospholipase, patatin family protein
Source: RefSeq, marked provisional
CCUCACCUUCCUUCCACGCUGAGGGUUUUCCUUUUUUUGUCUCAUUCUAACAUCACAGUUCUACACGAUCUCUGAUCGAUUGAUUCGGCCAAGAUAAUCUGAGUCUUGUGCUUAUCUACUACACCUCUUCCCAUUUUCUUCAUUUCCAGUUUUUUCGGGGGCUUCAUAUCUCCCACGGCACGCGUCACAUCUUCUUCAUGCGUUGUGUGCCGAGUCGAGGCAGACAUCGGAGGCGCGCGACUGACUGGUUGGUUUAGCUCGCGUUUUCUUUAUCCGGUACCCUGCGCUACUCAAUUUCGAUUCUUUUAGCUCGGAUUUGAGUAGCUGAAGGCCUUCGGCGGCGAUGACUUGAUUGAUGCGAAUUGGGGAUUUCUUACCGUUUCCUCUAUUGAUGUCGGUGCUGAAGAGCUCAAACCAAUUUGGGUUUUGAGGGUUUUUUUUCCCUUCUGCUGCUGAUCAAGCUCACAAAGAUCGCUAGCUCCAUCUACCAAUGGACGAGUCCGGGGAAGCGAGCGUCGGCUCCUUCAGGAUCGGGCCGUCGACGCUGCUGGGCCGCGGGGUGGCGCUCCGCGUGCUCCUCUUCAGCUCGCUGUGGCGCCUGCGGGCGUGCGCGUACGCCGCCAUCUCGCGCGUGCGCGGCGCGGCGCUGCCGGUGGCGGCGUCCUGGCUGCACCUCAGGAACACCCACGGCGUCCUCCUCAUGGUCGUCCUCUUCGCCCUCUUCUUGCGGAAGCUCUCCGGCGCGCGGUCGCGGGCGGCGCUCGCGCGCCGGCGCAGGCAGUACGAGAAAGCCAUGCUGCGUGCCGGUACGUACGAGGUCUGGGCGCGCGCCGCCAAGGUGCUCGACAGGAUGUCUGAGCAGGUGAGGCGGAUUUCUACGACGAGGAGCUCAUCAGGGACAGGCUUGAGGAGAUCCGGAGACGGAGGGAGGACGGGUCGCUCCGGGACGUGGUAUUCUGCAUGCGUGGCGAUCUUGUUAGGAACUUGGGGAACAUGUGCAACCCUGAACUUCACAAGGGCAGGCUAGAGGUUCCUAAGCUUAUAAAGGAAUACAUUGAAGAGGUUUCUACUCAACUAAGAAUGGUGUGCGAAUCUGACACCGACGAGAUACUAUUGGAAGAGAAGCUUGCCUUUGUCCAGGAGACCUGACAUGCCUUUGGGAGGACAGCGCUGCUCUUGAGUGGGGGUGCUUCACUAGGGUCUUUCCAUGUAGGUGUAGGUGUAGUGAAAACAUUGGUCGAGCAUAAGCUUCUGCCUCGGAUUAUAGCAGGAUCAAGCGUUGGUUCUAUUAUAUGUUCGAUUGUUGCUACUCGAACAUGGCCUGAGAUUGAGAGCUUCUUCACAGACUCAUCACAGACCUUGCAGUUCUUUG